AUGAGCGCGAAAGAAUUACGCCAGUCUCACAAUGUGUGGUCGGUCAAAUACUUUGCCAUCGCCAUUGGAGCAAUCAUGGUGAUUUUUAUCAUUUCCCACUGGGCGAAUAUUGCAUACUCAAGAUACGCCCGGCAAAGACCGAAAAGAUCUACUCUGGCACUCACUCGGAAUCUACGCAAGGUGCAGCGAUUCUUGGCCAUAAGUGUUCUUGGCUUGGAGAUUAGUCGUUGGUGUUUGUAUUUCACUUACUGGGCAAUCAAUUUCGCGUGCUUAUUGACCAAUGUUGAAUUGCACAAUCAUAGUUAUGUUGGGAAGCGUCUUGGAUGGGUCUCCGUGGCCAAUUUUGUCCUCCUUGUUUUCCUCGCACUCAGAAAUACGCCCCUGGCUCCGUUGAGCGGACACUCCUACGAGAAACUGCGUCCGUUGCACAAGACAGCAGGCUAUACUUGUAUUACUACAAGUGUAUUGCAUGCUGCAGUCUACCUGAGUGCCUGGUCCGAAAAGGCAGAGCUUGAAAACAUGCGCGAGACAAAAAACCUGGCUGGCGGGAUUGCUGGACUGGCAAUGGUAAUUAUCGGGUUUUCUACUAUUGGGUGGUUUACUCGAAGGUUUUAUGAAGUCUUCUAUAUGAUUCACAUUGUCCUAUUCAUGCUCAUCCUGAUCACGGUCGCCAUGCACCGUCCGCUAAUCUCGAAAUCGACAGUCGUGAUCAUCAUCUUCACAGCCUCGAUGUGGUUCUCCGACAGACUUUUACGUUUUGCCAAGUUAUGUUGGUACUUUCCUGGCAACCAUGCAACUAUCAAAAUCAUGCCAGAUGGCGCACUCCGUGUAUCGCUGAGCCGCACUAUGCGCCGCUCUAGGCCGGGCUCUCACGCCUAUCUAUGGAUUCCAGCAAUCCGCUGUCUCGAAACACAUCCAUUUACACUUGUGUCUCAAGAUGGUGAGUUUCUGAUCAACGUGUACGACGGAUUCACGCAUGAUUUGCGCAAAAGAGUGUCUCAAGAACCAGACAAGUCCCUGCGUUGUUCGGUAGAUGGGCCGUAUGGCCAAGUCCCCGAUUUUAACAGUUUUGAUCGGAUCUUGCUUGUCUCUGGUGGUAGCGGUGCGAGUUUUGCUUUUGCCGUGGCGCUUGAUGUAAUCAAGAAACGUGCUGGUUCUGGUUCAACGGCAACAAAAAUGAUUGAUUUUGUGUGGUCGGUAAGACACUACAAGUCACUCAACUGGUUCGAGAAAGAACUCGCCCAACUUCAAGAGAGCCCCCAUGUACGUUUGUUUAUACACGUCACACGAGCAGAUGCCAAAUCAGAACAUCCCAAAGACGUUCAAGAUGUUGUCUUGACAAAAACCGAAGUCAGCAACAACAACAGCAACACACCCGUCGAUAUUGAGAAAUCAUCAAUAGGAAUCGACUCCAAUGCACUGUCUUUCACCAACGUCCAAAGGGGUCGUCCAGAUAUCUCGAAAUACGUUUCAGGUUUUAUUGACAGCUGUAGUCCAGAGGAUCGCGUCGGGAUUGGCGCGUGUGGGCCAGUUGAUAUGGUCGACAGCGUGCAAAAAAGUCACUACUCUCGAGGAGCGUAUGACGAUGGACUAUCGAUAACUGUCUAUACUGAGGAAUUCGGGUGGUAG
Talaromyces rugulosus is the source of this 1629-nucleotide messenger RNA. RefSeq lists its product as uncharacterized. Gene Ontology annotation, molecular function: ferric-chelate reductase activity. Gene Ontology annotation, biological process: iron ion transport; intracellular iron ion homeostasis; copper ion import. The record is from RefSeq and is a predicted model, not a curated record. NCBI's taxonomy places the organism in Eukaryota, Fungi, Ascomycota, Eurotiomycetes, Eurotiales, Trichocomaceae. The transcript is spliced from 7 exons. Gene Ontology annotation, cellular component: plasma membrane. The coding region runs from base 1 to 1629 and encodes 542 amino acids.